Messenger RNA from Aspergillus thermomutatus, 1635 nucleotides. Its product is annotated as T6SS phospholipase effector Tle1-like catalytic domain-containing protein. NCBI's taxonomy places the organism in Eukaryota, Fungi, Ascomycota, Eurotiomycetes, Eurotiales, Aspergillaceae. Bases 1 to 1635 code for a protein of 544 amino acids. The transcript has 3 exons. The record is from RefSeq and is a predicted model, not a curated record.
AUGGAUCCCAGCACAGGCCCCAAGGAAUUCGUUCUCUGCUUCGAUGGCACUGGAUAUAAAUUUCGCGGCAAUGAGUCGGACAGCAAUGUCCUCAAGAUCUUUCGAAUGCUGAACCGCCAUGAACCCGGGCAAUAUCACUACUUCCAGCCCGGAUUCGGCACAUUCGUGAGCACCACCUGGCUGGCUCCUCGCGGCCGGGCCAACAGGGCCAAAUCUGUAUAUCUGAAAGCGAAGGACGCUGCAAUGGGCACUACCUUUGCCGAGCAUGUCAUGGGCGGGUAUAGAUUUCUCAUGCGGUAUUAUAAUCCAGGAGACCGGAUCUACAUGUUCGGGUUCAGCCGUGGGGCGUACGUGGCGCGCUUUCUGGCCGAGAUGCUGGAUUUGGUCGGUCUCGUUGAAACAGGAAACGAAGAGAUGGCCGGAUUUGCCUGGAAGACGUUUGCGCAAUGGCAAAAGAAGCGAAAUAACCGAGACAUUGACGCGAAGAAGAAAGAGGAACUGUUCAACUAUAUCAAGGCGUUUCGGGAGACGUUCAGCCGGCCGGUCUCCCAGAUCCGUUUCAUCGGGUUAUUCGACUCCAUCAACAGUGUUCCCCGCUUCGAAAAUACAUUCAUGCAGCGGAGUAUGUUCCCGUAUACCGCCCGCACGUCUGCAAAGAUCAUCCGCCAUGCGGUGGGGAUCGAUGAGCGGCGGGCCAAGUUCCGCGACGAUUUGGUCUCGAAUGGCGAGCCCACGGCACGGUCUCGGAGAGCGCAACAACCCAGCGUCAGUGUGCGGAAGACGCAUGCGGAGGCCCAGACAGAUACUCAACAGCGGCAACCGUCUCCCACAAGUACGUCGGUGACGCAUUCCCAGUUAGCUGACAGGGAGCAUUAUGCGCCAGAUGUCUCCGACGGUAACUCCGCGUCCGCAGACAGCGACACAGAGCCCGAUAUCGAAGAAGUAUGGUUCGCCGGCUGCCACGCGGAUAUCGGUGGUGGAUUCCGAUUAGGCAAAAAUGAAGACUGGGCCCUGAGCCAUGUCCCACUCAUCUGGAUGGUCCAGGAAGCGCAGCGCGCAGGCCUCCGGUUCGACGCGGAGAAACUGAAGCAAUUCAACUGCUACGACCACUCGCACCCCACCGACGGAACCCCAACUCUAGCCCCAGAAACACUGCAGAGUGACCAAACAGGCGAAAAGGCAGCAGACGACGCCUCCCGCUUCGAGUACGCGCUCUGGAGCGCAAGCACACAUGGCCGCAUCCACGAUUGUCUCCAGUAUGGCAGCGGCCUUCCCUGGACGACGGUCCUCUUUUGGCGGGCGAUGGAGUAUCUCCCCUUCCGUCGGAUGAACUUGCAGGAUGACGGUUCGUGGAAGCCGGUUCGGUGGCCGUUGCCCCUAGGUGAAGUGCGUGAUAUUCCCGCCAACGCAAAGAUUCAUGUUUCCGCUAUUCGGCGUAUGAGGGCCGAUCCGGAUUAUCGGCCGGGGAAUCUGAUCGAGGGAGGCGGGGGUAGAGGGAAGAGGCGAGUCCCCGCCCACCGGGGAAUCGGGGAGUGGGAGGUCUGUGACCAUCCUGGGUCUCCAGUGCAUGAGACUUAUCGUCGUCGGCGGACGGCGACGGCGAAGGAGACGCGUGAUCUGCAGACUGAUAGUUAG